AUGUAUCCUACAUUCACCGGGAACACCAAAUCCAAACGUCAAGUCAAUCUAUCUGGACGAAAUAACAAUCCGUUCGCCGCUUAUGGCUCUCCAAAGCCUUCCGCUACUAUCCAGACUUCCCAAAAUCCUGUUACACACGCAAAACAAGAGCGAGUCCUCAGGGAGCAACAGCGGCAACGUCCCCCAGCUGCUACUUGCAUACAGCGGACCUGGCGGGGACACAGAAGCCGGAAGGAGACUCGAAAGAUAUGGAGGCAGCAUUGGGAUUCACUCGAGCGGUGGAACACACGAGAGAUGUCGAACACGUCGUACGAAACCCCUGCUCAAUGUCUACAACAGUUGAGACUUCUCGCCCAGUUUGCUUCACCGAGAUCGGAAGAAGAUAUACGGCGGAUCCAGCACUUUGGGAAGAGAUACCAUGCAUUCACUUGCAAUGGAUUCUCGAUGAGCCAAGAAGCUUGCAACUAUCCAACGUUCUCUUUGGGGAAAACGGUCGUCAAAGCCCUUCGCAACCACAGUGCAAAGACCUAUUCGCCGGAGAUUGUGACUUCGCUUCUCUACCUGCUUUCAAACCUGACAGCUACGGCUGCUCCAUUUCUGGCCCUACAUUCACUCGAGUACUAUGAAGCGGUGUUGGAUGCGGCUCGAGCUCACGCCGAGCCUAGUGCUAUUCAGUCCGCGGUGGUUGAGCUCUUGGUGCGGGCGAACACGCGUUCCGAGGCAGCAUACGAAGGCUUCGCCUGGGCAUAUCUGACACAAGACCAGUUACCUGGCUUCGCUGAUAAUCUUCGAGAUCUGUCUUUCCGUGUUGAUUAUAGGCUCCUAGCCGGUGCCCUUAGCAAAUCGCUGGCUAACAAGUCAACUAAAGAUUUGUUACAGGCCGACGUAGAUGAUAGACUUCUCUGGCUCCUCUCACGCUUCAUAUAUUUCCAUCGGAACUCUACUGGUACCGUGAAAACUCCGCUUCAGCCUGAUACGCAUUAUGUCACAAUAGUAUCAAAACUUAUUUCCACCCUAGCCGACGACAUUGGUCGCCGUAUAGACGCGGUCGAGCUUUUGGAUAACCAGGUCGUCAAUGGUGAAUUACAAGUAUCGUCAGCGAAGAGGCUGCCAGACUUCAUACGUUCUCAGAUGCUGGAUCUUAUAAGCAAGGAAAGUGUUUCUGGACUUCUGACAAGGCUAGAGUCCGAUAGAGCAACACCUCGAGCUCCAGGGCAUACCUCAGAAGCCUCGACCCUGGCAAGCUAUGUCCUGACGCUGUUGAGGGUCUUUCCCAAGCGAAGAAGCGAUAUCCAAUUCUGGCUCUACCGAGGUUCAUCUGUCACACGACGAAACGAUCGACAGGUUCUACCAGCCACUAAAUACUUUUACGAAGCAGCGAAAUCGACACAGGUCUUCCAGUCUAUCUUCAAGGACCCGCAACAAGCGAUUUCUUGUCUUUCCACAAAUAAGCAGAAUGUUCGUGGUUCUAUCAGCGUACCUACAGCCAUCAGAGAAACAAAAGAUCAGGAAUGGCGGGUGGUUCUGCUAUUUUUAGAGCUUUACACCUUCAAUCUCCAAGUCAUGGACGACGACGAGUUCCUUUCAGGAACCACGGAUCCUUCUCCCGAUGCGUCAUGGACCAGACAAAGUGCUUUGCCAAUGUCACACAUAGAAAGUCUAGCCGUCUUCUUGAGGAACCUUGCAUUCGCUUUGUAUUGGUACUCUUCCGAAAUAGCAGGCGAGGACAGAAAGGAGGCAAGUCAAAGCAUCGGUUCCUAUUUUAGAAAGAUCGAUUCUCAUCCGGGUGAUAUGGACGACUAUUCAUCAAUCAAAGCAGAGGAAAGAGAAGUUGGCGAUAUCAGUGGUAUGACGGUCACGUCGGUGAAGGGACUUGUUGUUGGUGUGCUGCGAAUGAUCUAUGAGCGAGAGUAUGUGUACCCCCCUCUGAAGCUCCGGCAUUCCUUUCUAAAUUUCACUAGUUCAAGAAGGAAAUUCCUUCCCAAGAAUCUGUGGCUUAUGACAAGAUACUUUGAGAUGGACAGGUUUAUUUCCUCAGUUGUAGAGGAAGAGGAACACGGACGUCAGAUCGAAGAAUCAUAUGAGGAAGUCGACGAACCAAUAUCGAGAAAUUUCGCUGGGGCUGGGCAUGAUUACGAUGACCACAAUCAUUAUGCCGAUGAUCCGCAACUUGUCGGAACGCAUAGAGUUCAACAACUUCGAAAUAUGGAACGCCUCAAAGCGCAGCAAAGAAAAGCUUCGAAGCGAAAAUAUCUAGAUUCUGUGACGCCGCGUCUCCGAAUCCUGGAGAACAUGCCUUUCUUCAUCCCCUUCCACACCAGAGUGCAAGUUUUCAGACAAUUUGUGGCACUCGAUCAGCAACGUCGACGAGGUACCACUGAUGCCGAUGAGUGGCGAUAUGCGAUGAUGAAUUCCCCGACUGGGAAUAUCAGCCGACAUCGUGCCACUGUGCGUAGAGAGCAUGUUUUCGACGAUGCAUACAACCAGUACUACGACCUGGGCGAAGGGCUCAAGGAACCCAUACAAAUCAGGUUUGUGGAUCAAUUUGGAACCGUAGAGGAAGGCAUCGAUGGGGGUGGCGUAACGAAAGAAUUCUUGACUAGCGUCACUGGCGAGGCUUUUGCGGCAGCUCAUGGUCAAGAGUCGCUCUUCGUCACCAACGAUCAACAUUUACUCUUCCCAAAUCCGGCAACGGUAGAAGAGCGAAAAGAGACGAUGAGGAGAGCUUUGUAUAAAGAAGGGUCUCCAGACUGGAACGACAAUGUCCGAGAUCUGCUUCGAAGGUACGAAUUUCUGGGUCGAAUUGUUGGCAAGUGUCUCUACGAAGGCAUUCUUGUAGACGUACAUUUUGCCCCAUUCUUUUUGUUGAAGUGGGCCCUGACUGGAGGGACUGGAUCUGGCAGCAAAGAGACCGGUUACAGGGCUAGUCUGAAUGACCUCCGAGACUUGGAUGAGGGAUUCUAUCAAGGCCUUCUCGAGCUCAAGAAUUAUCCGGGUAAUGUGCAAGAGGAUUUUGGCCUUGAUUUCACCAUCAGUGAGACACUCAAGCUGUCUCCGACUCAAACCAAGACCAUCACUCGUGACCUUCGCCCGGACGGCUCCAGCACUCCGGUGACCAACGACAAUCGGCUCGUUUACAUUGCAGCUGUGGCCCGCUAUCGCUUACAACAGCAGCCUUACCUUCAGACCUCUGCAUUUCUAAGCGGUCUUGGCACCAUUGUUUCUCCCAACUGGCUUAGUAUGUUCAAUCAAUCGGAGCUGCAGACUCUUAUCGGUGGCUCAGGCACGGAAGUCUCGAUAUCUGACCUGCGUGCCAACACGCAAUACGGUGGCGUGUAUGUCAUCGGUGAUGACGGGAUGGAGCAUCCUUCUAUCGAGCUCUUCUGGAAGGUGAUGCAAAGCUUGUCGUCAGAAGAUGUGGCAAAGGUACUGAAAUUCGUAACGAGCACGCCUCGAGGUCCGCUCCUAGGAUUUGGAAAUCUCAAUCCGCGAUUUAGCAUCAGAGACUCUGGUCCGGAUCAGACCAGAUUACCGAGCACGAGCACAUGCGUGAACCUGCUAAAGCUUCCAGUCUACCACGACGAGAAAACGUUGAAGGAAAGGCUGCUUUAUAGCGUCAAUGCUGGGGCGGGAUUUAACCUGAGUUGA
This is a messenger RNA of Bacidia gigantensis, 3648 nucleotides long. RefSeq lists its product as uncharacterized. Lineage: Eukaryota; Fungi; Ascomycota; Lecanoromycetes; Lecanorales; Ramalinaceae. The record is from RefSeq and is a predicted model, not a curated record. Gene Ontology annotation, biological process: protein polyubiquitination; ubiquitin-dependent protein catabolic process. The transcript has a single exon. Bases 1 to 3648 code for a protein of 1215 amino acids. Gene Ontology annotation, molecular function: protein binding; ubiquitin protein ligase activity.